AUGCGCAUGGAGGACAACCGCCUCCCCAAGCGCAUGCUGUUAGGAGCGAUGGCGGGGGGCGUGGGAUACCGGGGCGGGCAGGAGAGCGACUGGGUGUCUCGUCUAGGAGAGGACCUCGUGGCCUUCAACAUGGGAGACGAAAAGGAAGGGGGGAAAUGGAAAGAGAGCGCCAAGAACUCGGAGGUGUGGUACAACAAGGUCGAGGACGGGGCGGCAUGGUUCAUGAGGAAAUGGCACAGGCAGGAGGCGGAAGCGUCCGCGAAGCGCCAGCGCGCGCGGGAAGCAGAAGCAGAGAGUACGACCAUCUCAGGACCGAAGAGAAAGAGAACCGGCGAAGCGGCGGUGGGGGGGAAGAAACGGCGAACGGGCACUGCUGUAGAAGCGAGUAGGGCGGCCGAGGCAACGCUUGUGGCGAACUAUGCACCCGGCUGAUGUUGUUGCGCCCGGUUUCCCUCCCUGCCGUAUGCUAUACUCCUUUAUGUAUGUCCUUGUAUUGCCUUCGGCCUCUGUGCUGUGUUUCUUUUUUUUUUUCAUGACCUCCCUGCCUGCUCUGCUGUGUUGGGUACCUUGAUCUCGCUUUGCUGUUGCCUUUGUUUUUUUGUACGGCUGGCUGUCUGCCCAUCUGCCGCCUCUUUGCCCUGUUUGCUCCGUUACUCCCAUGCCCUGGUGCGCAGUGCCUGGUGCUGGUACGUUACGUUACCCUUUCAUUUUUUCUUUCGGCGGGUGUGGGAAGCGUCCUCCUUUAUUUAUUUUUUUUGUUAUUUUUGUUUUGUUUUAUUUUGAUCGGUGUCCGAGGGCUCUUUUCUCGAACAGUAGGUGCGAUACCUGUUCUUUUCUUUCUUUCGAUCAUUUUGUUUUCUUUUUCCGAGUGGUUUGUAUCCUAUUUUUGUUUUUUGUUUUCUCGCGGCGUCGUAUGUGCCGGGUUUUGAGACCACGGGCUCCCCAUUUUUUGUGGACUAUAGAGCUAAUGUGAGAAACAACAACAACAACAACAACAACAACACGCCCAUAUGCGAGUUUUUCUGAAGGCUUUUUUGUGUUGUUUUCGCGAGGAUCUGGACCAGAGUCCAAAACCGGGGUUUCACUACCCUCUUAGUACAACAUUAUCUACGUUUAGGUUCAGAAAAGUCGUGCAGUUUUCCACGGAAAGGUGAAAAGAAACCCGACUUUUUUUCGCCUGUUCUAUUCGUGAUGUCAUCGCAAAAAACUUACGGGAAAAAUGGGAACGUAUCCAAAAAUGAGAAUGGGCGUUUGUUUUUAGAAAGCAAACUACGCCUUUGCAACUCCCCCCAAAAAAGUUGACAGUGCUGUAGGUCUUAACAGCAGCUUUCGAAUGAGCUGUUGCUCAAGCUGUAUGUCCUCGGCAUCGCCGAGGUAGCCAGCAUCGCGAGAAAUCAGGUCGAAACCAGCACGAAUCGCUUUUUGCGCCCGUGAG
Messenger RNA from Ectocarpus sp. CCAP 1310/34, 1435 nucleotides. NCBI's taxonomy places the organism in Eukaryota, Phaeophyceae, Ectocarpales, Ectocarpaceae. The record is from the annotation of a GenBank genome assembly.